This is a messenger RNA of Trematosphaeria pertusa, 1040 nucleotides long. RefSeq names its product DnaJ-domain-containing protein. The coding region runs from base 128 to 826 and encodes 232 amino acids. The transcript has 4 exons. The record is from RefSeq and is a predicted model, not a curated record. Lineage: Eukaryota; Fungi; Ascomycota; Dothideomycetes; Pleosporales; Trematosphaeriaceae.
CAAACCACACUUCGCGCCCUUGGAGCGCUCUACUUACCUACCAGCUUUGGCCAGAUAUCCCUUACCAUACUAGGUCCCCGUCCUUUCGUCUUCUCUCUGCGCCCUAAAAACUCCUAGAUACCUCAUCAUGUCUACUCCAUCAGUAGACUACUAUGCCACUCUCGAAAUUGACUCCAAAGCAUCCCAGCAACAAAUUCGCGAUGCCUACAAGAAAGCCGCUCUAAAACACCACCCCGACCGCGUCCCCUCCGACUCCCCAGAGCGCACCGCCCGCACCAAGAAAUUCCAACAGAUAAACGACGCCUACUAUACGCUCUCAGACCCAACCCGCCGCCGCGAGUACGACGCCGCGCGUAGCUACAACUUCAACUUCACAGGCACAACCGCCACCCCCGACUCCGAAUAUGAAGAAGAAGUCCCACGCGCCAACACCGCCGGCGGCGGCUUCCCUUGGUCCGCUUUCGGCUUCGGCAGCGCACCUGCCGGCGACAACGAGGAAAGCCACAACCGCUUCUCGAACGAGCAGUUCGGCGGCAUGUUCGAGGAGAUGCUGAGGGAGGAAGGUAUGGCGGAGGGAGAUCAGGCGAGCCCAACGGGCAAGUUCUGGAGCGUUAUUGGUGGGCUGAGUGGAGGGACUAUGGGGUUUAUAGUGGCGAACUUCCCGGGCAUGGUUGCUGGCGCUGUGGCUGGCAAUAGGCUGGGGGCAAUUCGAGACGCGAAGGGCAAAAGUGUGUAUUCGGUGUUCCAGGAGUUGCCGCAGGCGGAUAAGGCGAGGCUGUUGAGUGACCUGGCGGCGAAGGUGUUUGCGCAUGCGGUGGGCUCAUAAGGGAGAUGCGUGCAAAUACCUGAGCAGUGUGAUUGCUUGAGCCUCUUUGUUAUGGGAGUAAUGGUCGGGUAGGGAUUGGUAAUGAUAUCCUGAGGUUUUGGGUCUUUGGUCAUCUGAUUUAGAUAGGAGGAAUACACAUGGUGCAUUGGAUCUUUCUUCUUCCCCUCGAACGCAGUUCACUAUGCUAUUCUUUACUCAGUCGGUGUGUUGGAAG